Molecule: messenger RNA, 1311 nt
Organism: Asterias rubens (European starfish)
Lineage: Eukaryota; Metazoa; Echinodermata; Asteroidea; Forcipulatida; Asteriidae
Product: fibrinogen C domain-containing protein 1-B-like
Exons: 8
Coding region: 118-1242 (374 amino acids)
Source: RefSeq, a predicted model, not a curated record
AGGCAGCUCCUGUUCUCAUGACAACCGAAGCAUCAACAACAAGAACUCUGACACAGGAGACACUGCCCUCAACUACUGCUGAUCCAAGACCCAAUGAUUGCUGGGACCAUUUCCUGAAUGGGCAAAGAUCAAACGGUAUCUACACCAUCUUUGUCCAAGGCAAGACAGUGGGAGUUGACGUGUACUGUCAUAUGGACAGUCAAUCUAGUAUUGGCGGAGGAUGGACGGUACGAUAGUUUUCAUGUAUCUGACGAGAAGGACAAUUACACCUUGACGAUUGGUACAUUUACCGGUAGAACAGCAGCAGGUGACUCGAUGGUAGAGCACAAUGGAAUGCCAUGGUCAACGUAUGACAAUGACAACGACAAUGCCGAGGGCAACUGUGCAGAGAUCUACCAUGGAGCUUGGUGGUACAACGAUUGCCAAACCUCCAACUUAAACGGGCCCUAUCGGAGUUACAGAAACCUGGGUAGCAAUGAAAAAGGGAUAACUUGGGACAGUUGGACUGGAACUGAUGAGUCAUUGGGAGAUGUGGACAUGAAAAUAAGACCUCUGCGUGCUGCUCUUCCGAAACCCAAGGAUUGCUGGGACCAUUUCCAGAAUGGGCAAAGAUCAAACGGUAUCUACACCAUUUAUGUCCAAGGCAAGACAGUGGGAGUUGACGUGUACUGUCAUAUGGACAGUCAAUCCUUUAGUGGCGGCGGAUGGACGAUACUUCAGAACCGAGAUAGCGGCAACGUUGGGUUUUAUCGUGACUGGACCGAGUACAAAACUGGAUUUGGGAAUCUGAACGGGGAGUUUUGGUUGGGAUUGGACAAUAUUCAUCUUUUGACGAGCCAAGAUGACUAUCAGCUUCGAGUAGUGCUUGCGUUCGAUAAUAGUGACUGGACUUAUGCUGUGUACGAUAGUUUUCAUGUAUCUGACGAGAAGGACAAUUACACCUUGACGAUUGGUACAUUUACCGGUAGAACAGCAGCAGGUGACUCGAUGAUAGAGCACAAUGGAAUGCCAUGGUCAACGUAUGACAAUGACAACGACAAUGCCAAUGGCAACUGUGCAGAGAUCUACCAUGGAGCUUGGUGGUACAACGAUUGCCAAACCUCCAACUUAAACGGGCCCUAUCGGAAUUACAGAAACCUGGGUAUCAAUGAAAAAGGAAUAACUUGGGAAAGUUGGACUGGAGUUGAUGAGUCAUUGAGAGAUGUGGACAUGAAAAUAAGACCUCUGCGUGCUGGUAAUUAACAGAAAACACAGGUUCACAGAGAAAACAAACAGUGUCACGUUUGGUCACAAUUCAAGUUGUAGAAUAUU